CAUUGUUUGGGGUGAAGAUUUUAAAGGAAAAAUAGUUAUGGGGCAAACGUUGAAAUAGCUACUAGUUUUGGAAAAAAGAAAGCGAAGCUCAUAGCCUAAACCCCAGAGGUGAACCCCCUCAUCGCCUAUACCCGAAGCCGAAGGUCCUGAAACUCCAAGCCCGGUCGCCGCCACACCGCCGCCGACUCCACCUCUGCCGGCGGUCCCCUCUUCUCUGGUUCUAUAGAUAUGGAUUAUGCAUUUAUUUGCAUGGACUAUAAUGGUGAGUGGAAGAUUGUAGAUAAACGCAUUUGGGAAUGGUUUGGUACUGGUUGCAACAAGGGAUUUUUGGUUGAUAGAAGCAUAAAGUUUAAUCAAUUAGUGGAUAAAGUCUACGAAAAAAUAGGUGUUGAUCGAAAUUUGUAUGAAAUUGAAAUUACUCAUAAGUUAGUUAGUGAAACAUUUAGUAAGAUGGCACCAAGUCAGAUUUGUAAUGAUUCUGAUGUUGAGGAUCUUAUGAUAUUCUACAAAGAUAAAGACGCGAUUCCUCUAUAUGUGUGCGUGAAAAAGAAUAAAGAUAAAGGAAAGACAAAUCUUGUCAGUGAUGGUGAUGAUGAUGAGUUUGGUUGUGAUGAUAGUGGUUUUGAUACUGCAAUACAAGUGAUAGCACCACCUGAAGACAAGACUAAAGGGCGGCCAAAAAUCAACCGCAUACCUUCCCAAGGUAAAGUUUCUAAGAGACAAUAUAAUUGUGGGGCAUGUGGGCAAUCAGGACAUAAUGCGCAAAAGUGUCCAAGUCGUCAUGCGCCAUCAGAUGUUAGAAGCACAACUAAUAUGUGAUUUAUUAUUGUAUAGUUUUGUAAACACUAUGUUCACAGUUUCUUCUUUUAAUUUAUGUAAACUCUGUUGAGAUU
Molecule: messenger RNA, 893 nt
Organism: Humulus lupulus (European hop)
Lineage: Eukaryota; Viridiplantae; Streptophyta; Magnoliopsida; Rosales; Cannabaceae
Exons: 2
Coding region: 229-819 (196 amino acids)
Molecular function (GO): nucleic acid binding; zinc ion binding
Source: RefSeq, a predicted model, not a curated record